UUCAUCCUUUCUAUCUUCUCUCAACGCCUGUCUUCAUAAAUAGUCAUUUUGCUUGAUAACGGAAGGGGAAUAUCGGUUUCCGUGUGCCUUUGCUUUUUACUUCUUCCCUCAAAUCGCCGCCAUCCCUCUCUCGCCCUCGAUAGCUCGACGUGCAUCGGACGGCCAUCGCUACGAACUAUAAAAUAUGGCGACCAAGGCAGCCUAUAAACGACUCACUCGCGAAUACCAAAACAUUCAGAAGAAUCCUCCACCGUACAUCGUCGCUCAUCCCUCAGAAACCAACAUUCUCGAGUGGCAUUAUAUUCUCACUGGCCCUCCGGGCACACCGUACGAAAAUGGCCAAUACUGGGGUACACUGAUGUUCCCCCCCGAAUACCCGUUUGCGCCACCUGCCAUUCGCAUGCACACCCCUAGCGGUCGGUUUCAACCAUCAACUCGCCUUUGCCUCAGCAUUAGCGAUUUCCACCCGAAGUCAUUCAAUCCGGCCUGGGAGGUAUCCACUAUUCUGAUCGGGCUGCUCUCUUUCAUGACAAGCGAAGAAAUGACCACUGGGAGUGUGAGUGCUUCCGAGGCAGAACGGAGAGUGCUAGCCGCCCGGUCAAGAUGGUGGAAUUCCACCGGUGGAGGCUCUCAUAUUAGUGCCACGCCCGGAGUCACACCUUCUGCCAAAGGGAUCAAUAAUGUUAAGGCUGGAGAUGGAGGCUUGAAGUUCCGCACGGAAUGGCCAGAGCUUGAUCAGGACAAUUGGAGAUGGAUGAAAGAGAGUCGCAUUGACACAAACACUGGCCAGCUUCUACCGGACCCCAAUGCUGCGACAAAAUGCUCUCCAGAGACGAGUGCUCUCCGCAGACGGCCUAAUGGCAGUGCUCCAGGCUUGGGCGUCGUAGUCGAGGGCGGCCAGGUGGCGCGAGAAGCCGGUCAGAGCUGGGUUCGCCGCAACAAGAUUUGGCUGGGCUUCGCCAUCAUUUUCGGUUAUGCGCUUCUCACAAGGCUGGUCAAUGAUGUACAAGGAUGAGCCGCCGAGCUGUCUCCUGUCGCGCAGAGGUCGGGUCUAACUUGAGCUAACGUACGAUGAAUAUUGCACUGGCGCUUGGCAAGUCUUGUCGCUUUUCAAUUCAAGGUGCAUUGGGUUUCUAAUCACUUUGGUCAUUUCUGGGUGAUUUGUUGCGGGUCUAUGAUUCCAUGUUUCGGUAAGGCGUUCAAAGAAUGGAACGGCGUCACGAUCACAACUGAAUUCUUGCUUUGGGUCUUGAAGAACUUUGCGUCAUGCGAGCCGCCUAGGACAGGAGAUUGUAUAUAUAGUGGGAGAGCAAAAGAAGACUCAAAUGAUAGCG
Messenger RNA from Aspergillus homomorphus CBS 101889, 1334 nucleotides. Its product is annotated as ubiquitin-conjugating enzyme E2. The record is from RefSeq and is a predicted model, not a curated record. The transcript has 3 exons. Bases 185 to 1015 code for a protein of 276 amino acids. NCBI's taxonomy places the organism in Eukaryota, Fungi, Ascomycota, Eurotiomycetes, Eurotiales, Aspergillaceae.